CUGUAUGUUGCAAUUAAUAGAAAUGAACGAGGCCACAUCAAGUGUGCACCACCUGACCGAGUUGCAGGUUGCCUCCUUGCCUCCCAUGGCCUUAUCAACAUCCGAACCCGAAGCACAGGAAUGUGGUCAUCCGAGUAUGGAUCUCCUCAGAUCUCCCUAGGUCCUACGGCCUCCGUCAAUGAUCCAGCAUCGGCUCCGCUCCACAGCACACCUCUUCGUACCACUCAGAUGGCGUCCAGCCUUCGGGUCGAGCCUGAUCCUCGUCAUAUGACGGAACUCUCCCUUAUCGAUCGAUACAAAUCUGAGAGUAAUCUCUACCAGUUGAGUUACUUGGAUGACUCUGAUGAAGAGACUGAUCGAGAUACGAAAAAAUCGCUUCUUUCUUCUCGUCCAACAAGUGAAUUGAAAUCAUCGGAAUUACCCGCUGAUUUCGAAAUAGCUCCUAAAUCUGAUAAAUGUCCUCUUGAUGCUGUUCGAAGAUUUUUAGUCGAAAUCAACGGGAAAUCAACUUCAGACGCUGUUUUUGACUUCAUUCAAGUCCUUGCGAAUGACUUUGCGUUAAUAAGUGAAGAAGAGGGUUAUAGAAACAAUAUACCCUAUCCCCCUGUUAGUCAAUUUGUUCUAGAUAUGCUUGAUUAUCGUCUUGGUCUGAAGGGUGCUCUUGAAAUCAUUCCACCAAUCUCGCCUCUUAGACGGCAACGUCCCUCUCCUCAAAUAAGUAAUCUUGAGACUGAGUAUGACUUCGAUAGUCUCUAUGGAAACGAACUACCGGAAUUGCCCUUUCGAUCGACUUUUGGUCAAAAUUCCUCUCCGCUUCAUGUCUCCUCACAAAAUAUUGGUCCAUUUCUCACCUGCUUAAUCAGUCGAAUUGGUAGAAUGCAUGAGAAUUGCCUCUAUACCAAUCUAUUGUUAACGGAUAUUGUGUUGAUUCUCGCUAGUUUUCACCAAUUUCCACUGGCCGAUGUGCUCCUUAGAUGUCCAGAACUGCCUUUUAAAUCAUCAAAUCAGUCCCUCUACCAGGUCCUAAGUUGUCUGAGGCGUGAGUUGGAGAAAAAAUUGUCCAGGAUUCCUGACUGGCAUUCUUUGGUCGAUCAAGCUAUGCGAUUUCUAAGAGGACAAAAUCUGCGAAAUCCUGAGGUUGCGUUGCCAUCUCCAGUGGCUAUGGCUGCUACGCCUAGCUUUGCAUCCGACGAGGAUAUUCUAGCAAUGGAUCGCAGUCGUACUUCCCUUCGUGCGCCAUCAACACCACAAUUAUCUCAAGGUCGUUCUCCCCUGCCCACUCGUCCACCUGUGCCCUCCAUGGUACAUCAGCGUUCCUCUAGUGCAGCUCCUCGAACGGUUGUCUUAGAGCCCACUGUGGCGAUCCAUUCACCUCCCCCCAAUAAACCGACCCCCCAGUCGCGCUCUCGCCCCCCACGUCGCUCUUCCAUCGAUCGCCUUUCCCACCUCCUAUCUCAUCUUGGUUCACCUAUUUUGCCUCACAAUCCUGAUUUACAAACUCCCCCUUCCAGACCACCUCCUCCACCAAAUCCUAUUCCCAUGGGCACGCGCAAUCUCAUCUUCGCAUAUGUUGUUUUUAGCGAAUUCUGUCUGGAGUUAGCUGCUCUGGCUUGCGAACAUGAAGUGUCUGCAGCGAGUGUUCAGCCGCAGUUUGAGAAAACCCUAGACCUGGAGAGGUGUUUAGCGGAGUUUUAA
Rodentolepis nana is the source of this 1695-nucleotide messenger RNA. Lineage: Eukaryota; Metazoa; Platyhelminthes; Cestoda; Cyclophyllidea; Hymenolepididae. The record is from the annotation of a GenBank genome assembly.